AUGUCGGUUCCGCUGCCAACAUCUCCGCACGACGACUGCCCGACGCUUACGGCGAGCCGCGUUGCGCUUGCGAAACUGCACCGAUCUCGUCUCGGCUCGACGACGGACCGGAGCAGCACGAUUCGCUGGCCUACUGACCUCCACUCGGGCGUGAGCCCGAGCUUUGACCGGCGCCGGCCGUCCGACGCGAUCGUGUCGCCCUUCUUGAGCGCCGCACGCUGCGGAAGCGCGUCAGAUGUCGCCAAGUACCUUGAGAUUCAAAACGCCGAUGAGUGGAGUGCGGUCGACCCGACGACGCAGCAGAACGCGUUGCACGUCGCAGUCGCCCACGGCCACUUACACAUCGCGAAGCGUCUCUGUAGCCACCCGUAUGGCGCCCGCUGGCUUGCGGCGACCGACGUCCAGCUCAACACGCCGCUGCAUGUAGCUGCAAGUACGUCGCGUCGCUUGACGCAGCUGCUACUUGACGCCGGUGCCGGAGUGAACGCGCUCAACCAAGCGUGCGAGACACCAUUGAGCAUGCACAUUGCGAGCACGUCCAAGGACGACCCGGGCCUUGCCGAGCGCUUGCUGCAGCACGGCGCCGACGCCAACGCCGUCAUUCGCGGCGAGUCACUUCUGCACGUGGCCGUCGACCGCGGCCUGCUCAACAUUGCGUGUCGCCUCGUGCGCUUUGGCGGUCGCCUCGACACAAAGGACGGGCACGGGCGCAUGGUGUUUGACAAGGUCAACGCCAAAGGCAGCCGCAAGCUCUUUGCGUACAUUCCGUCGCCAUUGCCGUGGGUCCCCGACGACGCCCGCGACCACUGCAUGGAGUGCAUUCGUCGCUUCAGCAAGCUACUCGUGCGCCGCCACCACUGCCGCCACUGCGGUCGACUGUGCUGCGCGUCGUGUGCGAGUGCCUUUGUGCUCAUUGAAGGCUCGCCGCUCCAACACAAGCCCCAGCGCGUGUGCGACCCGUGUUUUGGUGUUCUGAAAGGGUACUACGAGGCCGACGAAGAGGCCAACGUCGUCCGCUCCUCGCGGGCCAGCCUUGUGUAUAACCAGCUCGUCGAUCGCUCCUCGUCUUUGGCCGCCGCGCGGUGA
Molecule: messenger RNA, 1086 nt
Organism: Saprolegnia diclina VS20
Lineage: Eukaryota; Oomycota; Saprolegniomycetes; Saprolegniales; Saprolegniaceae
Exons: 1
Coding region: 1-1086 (361 amino acids)
Biological process (GO): positive regulation of transcription by RNA polymerase II
Cellular component (GO): nucleus
Molecular function (GO): transcription cis-regulatory region binding; protein binding; metal ion binding
Source: RefSeq, a predicted model, not a curated record